UAAUUUUCCAUCCAUCAUUCAAUCUCUUUCAUGGCAUCUCCUUCCUCUUACUCUCACAAACCUAACGCCACCGUGUCACCAAUAAAUGCCGGCGCCUUGGACUCCACUCCACCACCCAACGCCACCACCACCACCUUCGUCCAAGCCGACCCCUCCAACUUCCGCGCCGUCGUUCAAAAACUCACCGGCGCCCCCUCCGACCCCUCCACCCCCAAGCUCCCCGUCACCCUCCCCUCCCGCUUCCCCGCCGGCAAACCCACUUCCGGCGAAAUAGGCCCCCGCAAACAGCCCUUCAAGCUCCAAGAACGCCGACAAAGCGGCAAAAAACUCGAACUCCAACUCAACAACAACGACAACAACACCACCAGAAUGUCGCAAGGCUUCUCCGCUUUCUCGCCGAGACAGAGAAUGAUGAUGUUCUCUCCCGUGUCGCCGCUAGACAUGCUGAUGCUCGCACGUGGGAAUGGGAGCAGUCCGAGAACACCCAUGUCGCCGAUUGAGCAAGAGGAGCGAGCUAUAGCUGAUAAAGGCUUUUAUUUGCACCCGAGUCCACUCACUACUCCUCGAGGCAGCGAGCCCGAGUUGCUCCCGCUUUUUCCUCUUCACUCGCCUCGACUCGCCAACGACUCGUCUUCCGCGUCCUAGACUUUCUUGCCGCUUCUAUUAACUAUUGUCAUCAUGUAGUAAUCUCGAAUAAAAUGUCGUGUAUUUUAGUUGUAGUCAUUUUGUUUUCUUUUUUUAGCAAUUGAUUAUAUAUUUAAGUCCACUUGUUUAGAUUUUCACUUUUGCGUAAAAUUUAUGCAUGUUUUUAUUCC
Daucus carota subsp. sativus is the source of this 815-nucleotide messenger RNA. Its product is annotated as VQ motif-containing protein 11. The transcript has a single exon. The coding region runs from base 31 to 645 and encodes 204 amino acids. The record is from RefSeq and is a predicted model, not a curated record. Lineage: Eukaryota; Viridiplantae; Streptophyta; Magnoliopsida; Apiales; Apiaceae.